AUGUGUCAGUACAAUGCAGUUCGUUUAAUUAUAAUCUUUUCGUUUUUCAUGAAUAUUUUUGUACAUAAUGAGUUUGGCAUCUUUAAGCACGUGUUGUAUUAUGGAGCACCUCGUUGCUUUAAAGAUUCUAUCAAAAAAAUGGCCAUCAACAAAUGUGUAAAGCUUUUUUUAAUUUUGGUUUUAGUCGGUGUUGUUGCUUUUGGGGUCACAUUUUUGCCUUUUAACCUAUCUGACAAAUUUAAGGCAGCCCUUAACAAGGUUUCAAAUCAUCUCAGGGGACUUGGAGGCUCUGAUUCUGAUGGAAAAGUCCACCUCGAUUUUUCCAAGCGUGACAGUUAUACUCACGGCAGCUUGAACAUCGUUUUGGAUAAACUCGACAACGUACCUAAGGAGGGUUACCUGAAAUUCCUUCACAAGGGCGAAAAAGACGCUCCUCUUGACGUAGAAAAAUUUACUUUGGGUGAUACUAACUUAGAGGGUCUUGAACCUGGUCUCCUUGACUACGCUGCUGGUUACUUCAAGGGUGAGGACACUCACCUUCUCCUUGUUGAACUUUGCCUCCACAAUAAAGGCGAUGGUAACGUUGAAGGUGAAAACAAUAAUGCCGAGGGUAAUAAUACGGAAAAAGGCGCCCAGGGCACUAAUGACACCAAUGCUACCAACGGUGGCAACGGUACUAACGCCGCCAAAGGUGACAAGACCGUAGAAAAGACUGAAGGUGAGAAAGUUUUCUACGCUCCAGGAGAAAAUAACAAAUGGGUAAAGCUUCCUCCUGAAGCUGACCUUGGUGCUAAGGUUGAUGAAGUUUUCGCUACUCUUACUGCUAAUACUCCACCUGAAAAUCAACAAGGCACAACUCCUCCCGCAGCCCCUGCCGGUACUGCUACACCUUCCCCCGCUCUACCUAACCCUGAACUUCCUCCAGGUGAAACUCCAGUACCUCCACCUCAGAAUUAUCCUCUCACUGGCCCCAAAGCUCCCCAAGCCGGUGCUCAACUUCCUGUACCAAAUGUCCCAGGCACUCAACAACCUGAAGGUCUAGGUGCAGCAGCUCCAGAACCUGAAGUUCAUGUUCAAGCCGUUCCACAACCCGGACAAGCUGGACUGCCGGCAGGAGCUGGAGCUGUGGCUGGUCAACCUGGAAAUGAUGGAGCUACUGGUCUAGAGUUAGGAAGUAAUGUACUCAAUGGUGGGAAAGAGGAUGGUGACCUUGCUAAAGUUGUUGGGGGUGGAUCACUCACCCGAGAAAACGCCGUCGAGUCUGCUCCAGAACGAGAUCAAAAAACUGUUGGCAAUGGACCAGAACCUGCUAAAUCCUCAGCUCGACCACCUGGAAAAGUAUCCGGUCAAUCACCCGAACUACGUGCAGUUCUUGUAUCACCCCAACCUGAGGCCCACAAUUCGAAUCCAUCAUUAAAGCCAGAAACCCCUCCAUCCAAUCCUUCAAAAUCAACUAACCAAACAGUAAAAGUUAACACAGAAGCUGAAGGUGGAAAUCUAAACCAAGGAAAAGGACAAAAUAACCAACAAGGAAGUAGUGGAAGUAAUGGGCAAGGAGGUGGUAAUGGAGUAACCCAUAAUACAGGAGGAUGA
Molecule: messenger RNA, 1593 nt
Organism: Theileria parva strain Muguga
Lineage: Eukaryota; Apicomplexa; Aconoidasida; Piroplasmida; Theileriidae
Product: putative integral membrane protein
Exons: 3
Coding region: 1-1593 (530 amino acids)
Source: RefSeq, a predicted model, not a curated record